This is a messenger RNA of Owenia fusiformis, 9009 nucleotides long. The record is from the annotation of a GenBank genome assembly. NCBI's taxonomy places the organism in Eukaryota, Metazoa, Annelida, Polychaeta, Sabellida, Oweniidae.
GAAAAUAGGAGACAGCUAUACAUAUGAUUCGGUGGUAGAGUAUCAAUGUGAACAUGGUUAUGAAAUAAAAGGAUCUUCAGCAAUAAUAUGUUUGAAUAGUGGAGAGUGGAAUGCAUCUAUACCAUCGUGUAAUUUGAAACGGUGUGAUGCCCCAACUGAAAUUGAGAAUGGUAAGAUAACUGGUCUGGAGUAUGUGUAUGAGAGUACGAUACAGUACACUUGCAAUGAAGGCUAUGCAUUGGAGGGUGUUGAAAAACGUGAGUGUCUGAUAAACUCUACAUGGAGUUUUGACCCACCAACUUGUAAUCCGGUAUUCUGUGGAGCUCCAACUUCAUUACAGAAUGGACACUUCACUGGAGACAACUUUAACUUUGGGGCACAUAUAACAUAUAGCUGCGAUGAUGGAUUUACUCUUGAAGGGAAAUCUAACAGUGAAUGUCUAGCUAACAAAACCUGGAGCAUCACCAACAAUUUCUGUGAGAGAGUUAACUGUGAAGCACCUUCCCCUAUUGAUAAUGGUCAUGUCAUAGGAACUGGUUAUGUAUAUGAGGACGUCAUUGAAUUCAGAUGUGACAAAGGAUAUGACUUGGUUGGUUCUUCAGUUAGUACUUGCUUAGCUAAUGCUACAUGGAAUGCCACAGAACCAUAUUGUAAAAUCAAAUCAUGUCCCGAACUCAAGGAUAUUGAAAAUGCCAGACUUUCUGUGACAGACAUAACAUUUAGAUCUAAAGCUGUGUAUUCAUGCUUAAUUGGAUUUGAGAUGAAGGGAAGAGGAGACCUAUCAUGUGAAGCAGAUGGUAAGUGGAGUCAUCCAUUGCCUGUGUGUAAAAUCAUCAAAUGUGGUAAGCCUCCAGAAAUAGAAAAUGGUAUAAUGACUAUGGAUAAUAUGACAUAUGGUUCAAAGGCACGUUAUCAGUGUAAAAAGGGAUUUAAAAUGCAAGGAGAUGAAUCUGUGACAUGUUCCAAAGAUAAAAAUUGGAGAGGUGAUAUCCCAUUGUGCUACAGUAAACAAUGCCCAUUUCCAGCUCCACUACCAUAUGGAGAGAUUAUUGGUUCAUCAUACACUUUCAAUAGUGUCAUUACAGCUAAAUGUGAUGCAGGCUAUAUUCUAAAAGGGGAUAAAGAGAGGACAUGUCAAGAAAAUGGUGAAUGGAGUGGUGUGGAACCUAACUGCACUGCAGUAGAGUGCACAAAACCAUCUUAUGUCAUAUCAAAUGGUAGAAUGAUUAACACUAACUUCUCUUACGGAGCUACCAUAAACUAUGUUUGUGAUGUUGGAUACUAUAUUGAUGGCCACACAUCACGGACAUGCGGAGCAGAUGGAGAUUGGGACAAAACAUUACCAGUUUGUGAAAGGAUUGAAUGUCCUCAACCUUUGAGGCCAUUAAAUGGGAGAUAUGAAGGUUUUGAAUACAAGUUCAAAAAUACCUUAAAAGUUGUCUGUAGACGAGGCUAUGAAGUUGUAGGUGAAGCAUAUCGAACUUGCCUUGCAGAUGGCACAUGGUCAGGAGGAGAAAGCAAAUGUGUUAAGAUCUCAUGUAAACGACCAUUGGACAUUAAAAAUGGAAAAGUGAUAAUACAAGGCACUGAAUACAGACAGCAAAUUGAGUAUGAAUGUAAUGAGGGCUAUGAAAUGAUAGGACAACCUCGGCAAAAAUGUGGAGCUGAUAAGCAAUGGAGUAGCCUACCUCCAUAUUGUGCAAUAAUUGAAUGUGGUGCUCCAAGAUUACCCUCAAAUAUGAUACAACAAAAACAAAUUGAGUAUACAUUUGGAUCAAUAGUGACAUACAGUUGUGCAGCUGGCCAUUUUUAUCAAGGUUUACUCCAGCAAAGAUGUGAAAAGGAUAAAACUUGGCAAUGGAUUGGUGGAAUUAUUCCAUACUGUGAAAAAAUGGACUGUGGUCCUCCAAGAUCUCAUGCUAAUAUGCUUAUCGAAGAAAGCUCUUUAACUACAUAUGAAUCAAUAGUAAAAUACACAUGCAGAGAGGGAUAUUCAUAUUUUGGAAUUAUUGAACAAAGAUGUGAUGAAAAUGCAGUGUGGAGUUGGGUUGGAUCAACAGUUCCUAUAUGUGCUGCAAUAUCAUGCAUUGACCCUCCAGAUCUCCCUGGAGGAUUAGUAACAAUUCACGAAGGACUGAAUUUUGGUGCUAGAAUAGAAUAUUCUUGCAUGCCUGGAUUCAAAAUGAUAGGAGAUGGGAUCUGGAAAUGUCAGGCAGAUGGACAGUGGAGUGGAAGUUUACCUUCAUGUGUUACAGCUGGCUGUCCUCCACCAAUCGAUGUAAGUUAUGGUAAAGUUAAGGGAAACAGUUUUAACACUGGGGAGUCAAUUGAAUAUGAAUGCCAACCUGGAUAUGUAACUAUAGGGAUCUCUAUAAGAAAAUGUACUGUGAAUGGGACAUGGUCAGGGACUUUACCUUCUUGUAGGUAUGUAUCUUGUCCACCCCCGCCUGAUUGUACAGGUGGGCGCAUUAAAAAACCUCUUACAACAUACCACUAUGGUAACAUUGUAGAAUAUACUUGUGAUGAAGGAUUUGAACUAAGGGGAACAUCGAAAACUGAGUGUCUAGCAAAUGGGACAUGGUCCUUUACAUCACCACAGUGUAUCGCAGUAUCAUGUCCAAAACCACAAGAAAUAUUUUUUGGCAAGGUCAUAGGAUCAUCAUUCAAAAUAGGUGAUUCUAUUAAUUAUGAAUGCAGACCAGGAUAUGUGACUGUAGGUGUAGCAACACGAAAAUGCACAGCAAAUGGAGCGUGGUCUGGUUCAUUACCCUCAUGUAGAUAUGUGUUAUGUCCCAUACUACCACCCUUUCAAAAUGGCAAAACAGAGACAUCAUCUUAUCAUUAUGGGAGUAUAGUCAAAUAUCAAUGCAACACAGGGUUUGAGAGAGAGGGUGUUGCUACAAGAGAAUGUCUUGAAAAUGGAACAUGGUCAUACGCUGCACCCAGAUGUGUUGCUGUAUCAUGUCCUCCUCCUAAUGAAGUAAGAUUCAGCCAGGUCGUCGGUUCAUCCUUUAAGAUAGGAGAAUCCAUCAAGUACCAGUGCAAACCAGGUUAUGUUACUGUUGGUGUUUCUACCAGAGAAUGCAUGGUAAAUGGAUCAUGGUCAGGAACUCUACCAUCAUGUAGGUAUGUCAACUGUGGAACACCACCAGCUUGUCCAAAUGGGAAUGUAAUAGGGACGUCCUUUGUGUAUGGAAGCAAAAUAAAAUAUGAAUGCAAAGAAGGCUUUGAAAUCCAAGGUCUCCAAGAAAGCGAAUGUCAAGCAAAUGGUACAUGGUCUCUUGCUACCCCUAGAUGUAUUGCUGUAUCAUGUCCUUCACCUCAAGAUGUAGCAUUUACAAAAAUUGUUGGCUCAUCAUAUAAAAUUGGAGAAUCUGUCAAGUACCAAUGUAAACAAGGCUAUGUAACAGUAGGUGUAUCAACAAGAGAAUGUAUGGCAAAUGGGUCAUGGUCUGGUACAUUACCAUCCUGUAGGUAUGUGAGAUGUCAAACUCCACCAGUUUUCUUACAUGGUAAGGUUGUUGGCACAUCAUACAUUUAUGGAAGUAUAAUCAAAUAUGAAUGUAACCCUGGAUAUGAAAGGUUAGGUGUUGGGACAAGAGAAUGUUUAGCCUCUGGUAUAUGGUCACAUUCUCAACCAAGAUGUAAAGCAAUUUUAUGUCAUGAACCUGUUGAGCCAAGUCAUGGUAGAGUGGUUAAGCUUGGAAGUGGAAUUAACUUUGGUCAACAAAUAAGGUUUGAUUGUAGAACUGGCUAUCGUUUGGUAGGAGAUCAUAUUCUUACAUGUUUAUCUAAUGGAUCAUGGUCUGGAUUGUAUGGCAAAUGCAUCAGAGUUUCUUGUCCUCCUCCAGUCAAAGUAAGGUAUGCUACAGUCAAUGGAUCAUCAUAUCUAUUUAAGGAUAAAAUUGAAUAUCUGUGCUCGUCAGGGUAUGUUGCAAUUGGUGAUGCUGUAAGGGAGUGUUUACCAACUGGAUCAUGGUCAGGCUCAUUACCAUCAUGCCAGCGUGUGACAUGUCCUCCUCCAAUAUCCUUUAAAAAUGGACAGGUGAUAGGAACAUCAUAUAUGGCUGGUGAAACAAUAAUAUUUAAAUGUGAUCUAGGAUAUGAGUUAAUUGGGAAAAGAACAAGCGAGUGUAGCACAUCAGGUGACUGGUCAACAGCAAUUCCAAUGUGUAUGAAGAGGAAAUGUGAACCACUACCUCCGUUAUUACAUGGGUCAACUAAUAAUAAAUUGAUGCAUUUUGGAGAUCAAGUACGUUUCGAUUGUGACCCAGGUUAUCGCUUAUCUGGAACAUCUGUAAGGCAGUGCCAGGCUGAUGGCAAAUGGUCAGGAUCAAAUCCCUAUUGUAUAAAAGUUAUAUGUGCAAGACCCGUAGAUGUGUCACAUGCUGAAUUCAUAGGUGAUCAAAGAAGUUUUGGAGUGUCUAUUGCUUAUAAAUGUGACCCUGGUUAUGAAAUACAAGGUGAAGCAAAUCGCACUUGUACAGCAAAGGGAAUUUGGUCUGGAGCUACCCCCUCCUGUCUCAGAAUCUCAUGCAAGCCACUUUAUCAAUUUGAAGGGGGAAGAAUCAAAGGAUCAAGUUUUAAAUUUGGUGAUAAGAUUAGUUAUUGGUGUAACAAUGGUUACCAGCUAGAGGGAAGAUCUAUAAGAGAAUGUUUAUCAAAUGGUUCUUGGAGCUUUACAGCACCCAGAUGUGAGCGUAUAAGUUGUUAUCCACCAGUUUCAACAUCUGAAAUGAAAAUCAUUGGAAGCUCACAUAAGUUUGGAGAUAGGGUCAGGUAUAUAUGUGAUCCUGGGUAUGAAACAAUUGGAAAUGCUGUCAGUGAGUGUCUAGCAAAUGGCAGUUGGAGUUUUGUGGCACCAACCUGUCAAAUUGUAGUUUGUCCUAGACCACCUGAUUUACAGAAUGGUGACAUACAUGCGAGUAGUUAUGAUUUCAAUAGCAUUAUAUAUUACAGAUGUAAUUCAGGAUUUAAACUCAGCGGAGUAAAAUCAAGAAAAUGUAAGGCAAAUAAAGAUUGGAGUGGUGCUACACCAAUAUGUAUCGCUACAUCUUGUGACCAACCUAACCCCCUUAAGAAUGGAACAUACCGUGGAUCUUUGGCAAUAGGAUCUAUUAUAAAUUAUAAAUGCAACAAUGGGUUUAUUCUUGUUGGUGAUAAUAUCCAGAAAUGUCAAGAAAAUAGGACAUGGAGUAAGAUUUCUGUUUCUUGUGAACGCAUUAAAUGUAAUGAUCCACAAACCAUAAAUAAUGGUAAAAUUAUAGGAGAUUCAUUUAGAUUUGGAGAUCUUAUCAAAUAUAGAUGUGAAAAGGGAUAUGUAUUGAAAGGUAAAGCAGAGAGGGAAUGUUUAUCUGAUAGAUCAUGGAGUGGUUUAGCACCAGUGUGUAUCAUGAUGGCAUGCCCAGCACCACCUCAACUUCAGCAUGGUAAGGUUCUAGGAACAUCAUUUAUGUUUGGAUCAAUCAUUGAAUAUGUAUGCGACAUUGGCUAUGAACUGACAGGACCAAAAGAACGUUCAUGUAUGGAAAAUGAGAAAUGGAGUGGUGAAGAUUCAACAUGUGUAAUCAUUUCCUGUCCUCAACCUGAUAAUAUUCAGCAUGGGAAUAUACAAGGAAAUGUUCACACAUAUGGCCAAACUAUUAAAUAUAUCUGUACAGAAGGUUAUGAAAUCAUUGGUGAAUCAGACAGGACAUGUUCUAGAUAUAAAACAUGGACUGGUGAUCUUCCAUUAUGCAAGCGUGUCUAUUGUGCUCCUCCUGCACCAUUUGAAAAUGGUGUUGUGGAAGGAAAUGACUGGGAAUAUGGAUCAAGUAUUAAAUAUUUAUGUGACGAUGGAUUUGAACUUGUUGGUAUAGCAGAACGAUGGUGCUUAGAAACUAAAGUAUGGAGCGACAAAGAUCCAAGCUGUGUCAAAAUAAGUUGUCCUCUUCCUCCUGAUAUUGACAAUAGUAAAGUAAUCCAACUAGAUGCAACAUUUGGGGGAAAUAUAGAAUAUGAAUGUGAAGAGGGUUUUUACUUAGUAGGUAAUGCAAUAAGAAAUUGUAACAAUGAUAAAACAUGGUCAGGUAAUGUCCCAAAAUGUCAGAGAGUCAGUUGUGAUCCUCCAGAGAGAAUUAGGCAUGGAGAGAUAAUUGGCACAGACUAUCUAUUUGAGGACGUAAUUGAAUACAAGUGUCAACAUGGUUUUGAAGUGGCUGGUCUGGCAAAGCGAAAAUGUUUAAGUGAUGGUGGUUGGGAGGGUACCACUCCAUCUUGCAAGAGGAUGGUUUGUCCAACACCUGGUAAACCGCAAAAUGGUAAUUUUAUAGGUGGAACAUUUGAAUUUGGACAUUAUAUCCACUUUAUAUGUAAUGAUGGCUAUGAGAUUAAAGGAGAGGCUGUUGUAACUUGCAUAGCAGAUGAACAUGGGGGUGCCUGGGAUAAGCUGUUUCCUACAUGUAUCAUGAUUGUAUGUCCCGAACCUGAAAAAAUUGAAAAGGGAUCAUUGAAGGGUAAUAUGGUUAAGACUCAGUAUGGAGAGAUUAUUCAAUACCAAUGUGAGGAAGGUUAUAUCAUAGAAGGCAACCCAAGGCGAAGAUGUCAAAGAGAUAAAACCUGGAGUGGAACUCUACCUAAGUGUAAAAUGAUUGAAUGUGAACCCCUUGGAGCAGUACCUAAUGGUGAGAUCAUAGGAUAUGACCAUGGCUUCAGAGAUGUAAUAACAUAUGUUUGCAGAGAUGGAUUUGAAAUGACAGGCUCAAAUAAGCAGACAUGUCAAGAAGAUGGUACAUGGAGUGGAAAACCUCCAACAUGUGUACCCAUACAAUGUCCUGCACCUCCGCCUUUACCCAAUGGUAAAAUUGAUGGAAAAUAUCAUGAAUACAAAGAUAAAAUACAGUUCACUUGUGAUGAAGGUUAUGUGUUAGUGGGGGAAUCUAGUCUGGAGUGCAUGGCUGAUAAAAUGUGGAAUGGAAAUUUUCCAUCUUGCAGAAAAAUAAGCUGUGGUAAACCAGAUGUUGUAGAAAAUUCAGAGUCCCGAGGCACCUCCUAUAAUCAUGGAGAUGAGGUAGAGUAUAGAUGUGAGAAAGGGUACAGACUUGAAGGUCACUCAAGAAUAAGAUGUCAGUCUGAUGGUAAAUGGAGUACCUCUGUUCCUAGAUGUUAUUUGAUCACAUGUGGUCCACCACCACCUGUUGCUUUUUCCAUUACAAAUGGUGCAACAUUCCAUGUAGAUGAUUUUGUUUUCUACAAAUGUAUGGAUGGCUAUGAGUUAAAUGGAAAUAAUUUAUUGCAAUGUGCAUCUCAAGGAGAUUGGAUUGGGGAUUUGCCUACAUGUGAGCCAGUCAUUUGCGGUCCACCACCAGUGAUAUUAUUUGCAUCAACGAUAGUAGAAAAGACAACAUUUGGAAGUCGUGCAAAUUAUAGAUGUAAUGAGGGAUACACUAUUAGGGGAAGCUUAAGUGUUGAAUGUAAAGCAAACAGACAAUGGAUGUCUGAAAUACCAGCAGAGUGUGUACCAAUCACUUGCGGAAGACCUCCCCUAGUUACUCAUGGGGAAGUGUUAAUAUUUGAAGAUACAUACAAAAACUUUGCAAACUAUUCCUGCGCCAAGGGUUAUAUCCUAGAAGGGAAAGAAAGACUGAUGUGUACAUCUACUGGACGAUGGGAGAGACCAGCUCCUGUGUGUAGACAUGUGGCGUGUGAUUCACCCAGAAUCAGCAGCAAUGCUGUAGUGAAUGGAAGUGACUACAGCUAUGAGAGUGUUAUACAGUACAGCUGCAAGGUUGGCUUUGCCCUGCAUGGUGAUCCAUACAGAGAAUGCAGGAGAGAUGGCACUUGGUCAGGAAUAGUUCCACAAUGCCACAGAAUAUAUUGCCAAAGUCCAACUGCUGUUGACCAUGGUAGGAUAAUGGGUGAUGACUAUGGGUAUGGUGCAACAGUGGAAUAUGUCUGUGAUCUGGGCUACUUUCUGGAGGGUGAUAGAUUCACUAGGUGUACAGAAGAUGCCAGUUGGAGUGCUCAACCCCCAGUCUGUAAAGAGGCAUCUUGUCCCGAACCACCCCCAGUGCCAAACACAAUUUCUCUACCAGUUAGUACAUUCAUGCCUGGUGAUAGUAUAGAACUGUUCUGUGGACUUGGCUAUGAGCGUAAAGGAGACAUGAACAUUGUCUGCUUACCAAAUAAUACAUGGUCAACACCUAAAGGAUUCUGUACAAAGAAACACUGCGGCAAACCUGCAACAAAUGAUAGAAAUGUAGUAAUAAUGGGCAAGGCCACCAACCAGUAUAAUUACAGAGAUAGGUUGGUGUAUAUGUGUAGGCCUGGCCUGUCACCCAUAUCUAAGAGAAUUCUCACCUGUAUGGAGAAUGGAGAGUGGGAUAUAACACCAGGGUGUCAAGCCCAGUGUAAGUUCAAGUGCAAGAAUGGGGGAAUAUGUAUCAAACAAAACAAAUGUAAAUGUCCACAGGGAUUUGGAGGACGACAUUGUGAAAAAGCCAUCUGCAUUUUGCCCUGCCUUAACGGGGGAAGGUGUGUGGGUCCCUUCCAGUGCGAAUGUAGGCCUGGAUAUAUUGGUACAAGAUGUGAAAGAGCUAUAUGCAGUAAAGAAUGUCAACAUGGUGGAAUAUGUACAAGGCCCAAUAGGUGUCGCUGUCCCUAUGGUUACUUGCCUCCUUUCUGCGAAACACGAUCUCACAUAAGAAGACUAUGGACGUAAGGAAACGAGAACCGCAGUACAUGGUUACACACAGAGCACUACACAAAUAGCAAGACUACACAAAUAUGUAAGACACUGGCUGAGAGGGACUUGUAUCUAGGAUAUGCUUUGCCAAUAAUAUGCCAAAUUGUCGCUGCCUGGGAACAGCUACUUGACUGAGAUACAAUUUGACUGAAGAGAUAACAAAUGGACAUGUAUCUUCCAAUGACAAUGGUGCAAUACUGACACAUGUAUCUUCCAAUGACAAUGGUGAAAUACAUGUAUCAUCCGAUGACAAGUGUGCAAUACUGGCACAUGUAUCUUCCAAUGAC